This is a messenger RNA of Stereum hirsutum FP-91666 SS1, 1932 nucleotides long. RefSeq lists its product as uncharacterized. The transcript has 11 exons. Lineage: Eukaryota; Fungi; Basidiomycota; Agaricomycetes; Russulales; Stereaceae. The record is from RefSeq and is a predicted model, not a curated record. Gene Ontology annotation, molecular function: myo-inositol:proton symporter activity. Gene Ontology annotation, cellular component: membrane. Gene Ontology annotation, biological process: transmembrane transport. Bases 1 to 1932 code for a protein of 643 amino acids.
AUGUCGAAGACGACGGACACCGCCAACGGGUCCUUGUCCGAGAAGAAGAAUCCCUCAGCAGUGGAGACUUCGUCCUUUGAGGAGAAGGGAACCACCCGACACAUCGACAAAGUCGAGAUCGACGUUCAUGCCCUUAAUGUCAAGCUCGCCAAUCCUCUAGCGGGUAUUCCUCAUGACGAGCUCGUAGCCGAUGCCGAACGGUUCGCCAUCGAGCACAACAUGGCCCACCUCGUUGAUGAGUUCCGUAAGGGCGCUCUCGUCGCGCAAGAUCCCACGGCUUUUGAGACUCUCGACCAACUCUCCGAGGAGGAUAAGAACGUCUUCCGAAGGGAGCUUACUAACCGGUGGGACCAACCGAAGACGCUAUACUACCUUGUCGUUCUUUGCUCUGUCGCAGCUUGCGUGCAAGGAAUGGACGAAGCUGUUAUCAACGGAGCAAACCUCUUCUUCGCUGAUCAGUUCGGGAUCGGGACCAACUCACCAGGAGAUCCAGGGCGCAACCAGUGGUUACUGGGUCUCGUCAAUUCAGCUCCAUAUUUGUGUUGUGCCUUUGUCGGAUGUUGGCUCACAGACCCAUUGAACCGCUACUUCGGCCGUCGUGGAACCAUUUUUAUCACCGCAACCUUCUCCUUCCUCACCUGUAUUUGGCAAGGUGUCACCAACUCAUGGGAACAUCUCUUCGUCGCACGGUUCUUCCUUGGACUCGGUAUUGGUCCCAAGUCCGCUACUGUACCCGUUUACGCUGCCGAAUGCGCUCCCCCGGCUAUCCGUGGAGGUCUGGUCAUGAUGUGGCAGAUGUGGACUGCGUUCGGAAUCAUGCUGGGAUAUGUUGCCGACCUGGCGUUCUUUAAGGUCCCCGACAAGCCCCAUAUUACCGGCUUGAACUGGAGAUUGAUGUUGGCCUCUGCUGGCAUCCCCGCAUUGGUUCUUCUAGUCCAGGUCUUCUUCUGUCCUGAGAGUCCUCGAUGGCUCAUGCUCAAGGGUCGCUACAGCGAAGCCUUCGACUCCCUCGCUCGUCUUCGUCAUCACAAUAUUCAGGCCGCUCGUGAUUUGUACUAUAUCCACGUUCAACUUGAGGCGGAGAAGGAGGCCGACCAAGGACGCAACCGUUUCCUCGAGCUGUUCACCAUUCCUCGCAAUCGUCGUGCUACCUUGGCGUCCUGCACCUUGAUGUUUUUACAGCAGGCACGUAUAGGAUCCCUAUUUUGUGGCGUUAACGCCAUUGCUUAUUACUCCUCGAGUAUAUUCACUCAGUCUGGCUUCAACAACAUCCAAGCCCUUCUUGCCUCCUGGGGCUUCGGAGCUCUCAACUUUGUCAUGGCCUUCCCUGCAGUCUGGACAAUCGAUACCUUCGGUCGGAGGAACCUUUUACUUACGACAUUCCCACUCAUGGCUAUCUUCCUCCUCCUUGCCGGAUUUGCCUUGUAUGUUCACUUCAUUGAAGACCUUCAUGCGCGCGUAGGUGUCGUUGCCCUUGGGAUUUAUCUCUUCACCUGCGCGUAUAGUCCAGGCGAAGGACCGGUACCGUUCACUUACUCCGCAGAGGCGUACCCUCUGUAUGUUCGUGAUAUUGGGAUGUCACUCUCGACGGCGGUCCUAUGGUUCUUUAACUUCAUCAUCGCGAUCACAACCCCUCGGCUUAUCGGGGCCUUCAAACCACAAGGAGCCUUCGGUUGGUACGCGGGCUGGAAUGUCGUUGGAUUUUUUGCUAUCCUUCUUGUCGUACCCGAGACAAAGGAGCUAUCACUUGAAGAACUUGACCAAGUCUUUGCCGUUCCCACACACAUACACGCCGCUUAUCAGGUCAAAGCUCUGCCACACAACAUCAAGAAGCAUAUCUUCCGGAUGAACGUCGAGCCUAUGCCUCCGCUGUACGAGCAUGAGGAGGGGAUGCAGAAGACAUAUGCACCUGGAGGUGUCGGUGCUGCUUAG